UCUGAGAAAUAUAGGCAGCAUCCCUUCCAGCUCAUGCAUUCAGUCCCACAGCUGCCCCCAUAAGACACCAAGCCGCAGCUGCGCUGAUCACUGAUCCAAGGUGAACCCUCACACACACAUACACACACACACAUACACACACUGCCGGGAUCUUUGCUGGAAAUCGGAGCACACUGUCGGAGACGCAAUGUUGGUCAAACUGGCCGUGGCGCUGCUGGUUUUGUCAGUGCUGGAGCAAGUGGUGGGAUCGGAUAAUACUGAUAUCCAUGACAGCCUCCCGGAGAAGCCUGCGAGCCAGAAAGGACGCCUCUCCCUGCAGAAUACAGCUGAGAUCCAGCACUGCCUGGUGAGUGCAGGGGAUGUCGGCUGUGGUGUGUUUGAGUGCUUUGAGAAUAACUCCUGCGAGAUACGAGGGCUACAGGAAAUCUGCAUGACGUUCCUGCACAACGCUGGCAAAUUUGACUCUCAGGGGAAGUCCUUCAUCAAGGAUGCUCUGAAAUGUAUGGCACAUGGGCUACGGCACAAGUUCAGCUGCAUCAGCCGGAAGUGUGUUUCCAUUAAAGAGAUGGUGUUCCAGCUCCAGAGAGAGUGUUACAUCAAACACAACCUUUGCUCUGCUGCAAAGGAGAAUGUGGCCGUCAUGGUGGAGAUGAUCCAUUUCCAAGAUCUCUUCCCUAAAGGUCCAUAUGUGGAGCUGGUGAAUAUUCUCCUAAGCUGCGGAGAGGAGGUGAAGGAGGCGUUGACACGGAGUGUCCGGCUACAGUGCGAGCAGAACUGGGGGGCUCUGUGCGACAGCCUGAGCCUCUGCUCCUCCCUCGCCCCGUCUCCCGCCGGCACCGCCGUCGAACAACACCGCCGCCCCUUGCCUUCCCACCCUGAGCCUGAGCAUCCUCGCCCCCCGCGGCAAGGUGAAAAGGACAAACCCGCUAAGGCGGGCUUCAACACUCACCCACGCAACCGCAGUCAGGGACCCCGCCGCCAGAGCCCAGAGGCCGGAGUCGUGGCCGAGCAGGAAGACCCCGAGGCCACCGAUAUCCGGAGGUGAAAGCGCAGAGACUGUCCCGACCUUUGACCCCCUACGACGUUUAAAAACCACACUUGCAGACUUAUGCACAACUCCACACUUCUCCACACACACACACACGCUCACACACACACACACACACACACACACACACACACACACACACACACACACACACACACACACACAAAUUCCCAGACAGACUGAGCAGAAGGAAACAAGCCCCGACCUUUCCUGUCCUUAUUCCGCCCUCUCCAGUCAUUCCAGCAGUCCCACAUGGUAAACUUGCAGGGUAAUUGUGGUGUAGCUUGUACUGUUAUGCCAGACUGUAGGCCACGAUUUUUUAAAAUUGAGUAAUAAUUGUUAUUAUCAUGAUUAUUUCAACUGUUAGGACUAUUUUGGCUCUAAUAUAGCAUUUCUCAAAUCAUACUUACUGUAAGAUUUGAUUAUAUUUGUAUUAUUUAUUUUAUUCUGUAUGCAAUGUUGAAGUAUCAAAAUGUACAUAGAAAUAUACUUAUCUAUAUUUAUAUAAACAUGUAUAAAUAUAGUUACAAUAUGCAAUACUGAUAUACUAUAGAUGACAUAGUAUAUGGUGUGCUGUCUGUUGUUCUCUUCACAGUAUUGCACCCAUCACACAUCGGUCUGUAGAUAUGUAACAUACACCAUUUGUUGUUUCAAAGUGGGAAUGUGUAUUAUAAUUAUAGAUACUUGAUGAUUAAAUACAAAUUGUACAGGUUUCAAGUCCAGUUCUGGCACAUAUGAAUUGUAGUGCAUGAUGGCCACGAAGCCAACAAACUUGUGCAUUCUUCAAGUGAAAAUCCACUCUAAAGAGGAUGCAAAUGUAAUACUAUGAAUAUGGACAGUUAUUUCACACUUGUAUGUAUUGAUAAGUCUCUCACAAAGCUAGAAAUAAGAGAGCCAAGACUGAUCUCUGAUGUCAUCGAGCGCCGCUGUCUGGGCAGCAACGAACGGGAGACUCUUUGUUUCAUAAGUGUUAGUGCAACUCUGACGUGAUGCAGAAAGUAUCUCGUCACUAUCAUUCAUUGUUAAUCGAACUUCAGGAGCUGCGUCUCGGUGACAUUACAGAUUCAUGUUCAUAGCUUCAGGAGACGUUUUUUGUUCUUGUUCACGAAUAAUAAUUGAACUGUCAGAUGUUAUACAUUCUCUUUGAGUUGGUUUUCCAUCUAACUGUCAGCUAUCAGUGAACUGCAGCAAAGAGAGGACGCUCAAUGAAGUCCUUUCGCAUAUAAAGUCACACACAUCAAGGUGCCUAAACUUGUUAUUGUCCACGGUGACCGCUUCUCUGUGAUUUAAGUGAAUGGAUGAUACUGUGUCGUGGGGGAGAUUUAAUGUUGAGCUAUUUUACGAUGAUGUUGAGCCACAGAAGUCUUAGAUUUUGCACUUUGGAUGAUUGUUAGUUUGUGUUGGACCGCUGCAGGUUAAGAAGUAAGACCAGGUUACCAGAGCAGUCGCCCUCUAAUCAGACCUUACUGUAUAGGAUGUUUAAUUUGAGCAACCCCUGGUUUUCCUUAUCAGCUUACAGCACCAAGAUUUGUAUCCCCAAAUGCUCCUUAGGACCAGAUUGAGCCUCUUCUUUAGAAGAUCAAUGUUACCCUUUUGUGGUGUCCCAGUGGGCAGGAAAGAGGCUUGACAGAAACCCUCCAGAUCUCUGGCCCCUCUAAAUUAGCCCUUAUUCCUCUCUGGUCCCUUACCUAGGUCAGGAGAGACAUGAAGGCCUGUUAUUCUACCCGUUAGAGCCGCAGGCAACGCAGCGAGGAACCAGGAACUGGGUUAAGUCCACACACGGGGGCUCUGGCGCUGUUAUUCUAAAUGUUAUAUUUACCGAGGCCACCAGAGAAUUCCUCUGGGCCACAGCCAAGAGCCAGCAACACAGAGAGGUAGAGAGGAGUGGAGCAAAAAAAAAAGAGAGAGAGACAACUUUUUUAUGUGAUGAUUCACUCCAUCUUCUCCUAGUAGUCUUCUUCUCUCCCUCCUCUAGGUCACAGACACAGGCUUUUGACCAUUUCAGGCCAGUCACAUGCUUUUAGCUGUGGAAGUGUAGUUUGUGAGCGUACAACACCACAUGCUGGGGAGCGAUUGGUGCAAGCAGAAAAUAAAACCUGCUCAGAUUUUGUGGCUCAAUUACGUUUUUUUUGUUUCUGAUGUACUUACAGUAAGGUAAUGUUUUCUCCUCCCAGUCAUUAAGAGACUAUAAUAAGCUCCGAGGGUUUGAAUCAUCAGUGAGGCUUUCAGGCUUUUCUUUUUUUUAUUCUGUUGUGGAAGUUGGGAUUCCUGUGACAUCCCAACACAAGACAUAAGCUAAUCCUUUUUGAGAAUGUACUGUAUGUGUGUAAAGUGACAAUCUGUUCAGCUCUCUGUCAUUAGGUUUGAUAUGGCUUUUUGUAAUAAUGUAGUGGCUUGAAUGGCUUUUCUUUAUGUGUUCAGAGGAAAAUAAAACUAACCACAUUUCCGGUAUUGUCAGUGCUCCAUCACCACGUUGCGAGUUUUCCUCCGUUCAGCACAAGGACUCUGCUUUCACCGUUGAAAAUACAGAACAUGGUCUAGAAGUUUGUAACUCACCUGUAAGACAUUGGGCAUACGAUCCCAUGAAUAACUUUGGACUCAUGAAGUAAGAUGUAUCUUGUUAUCAUUAAAAUAUUUUUGUCUGUA
Epinephelus moara (kelp grouper) is the source of this 3694-nucleotide messenger RNA. RefSeq names its product stanniocalcin 2a (gene stc2a). The transcript has 4 exons. Gene Ontology annotation, biological process: intracellular calcium ion homeostasis. Gene Ontology annotation, cellular component: extracellular region. Bases 188 to 1045 code for a protein of 285 amino acids. Lineage: Eukaryota; Metazoa; Chordata; Actinopteri; Perciformes; Serranidae. The record is from RefSeq and is a predicted model, not a curated record. Gene Ontology annotation, molecular function: hormone activity.